AUGGGGGCCGCCUCGGCGAGCCGGAGCUCCGCCGGGUUCGCCGGCAUCCUCGCGCUGCUCAUGCUCCUUGGCACUGUUGAUGGUCAGUCGAAGCUGACCUCUGAGCAGAAUGCCAUCAGCCUCUCCCCUGGCAAGUACCACCACCUCGACCAUGCCACCAACGAAGAGCUGACCUGUGACAAAUGUCCUGCAGGAACCUACGUGUCUAAGCACUGUACGAAGAGUACCUUAAGAGAGUGCAGCCCUUGUCCAGACGGGACCUUUACCAAGCAUGAGAACGGCAUAGAGCGGUGCCACUCUUGUAGGAAACCCUGUGAACUGCCAAUGAUUGAGAAAACUCAUUGUACUGCCUUGACUGACCGUGAGUGCACUUGCCUGUCUGGUACGUUUCAGACAAACGAUACCUGCGUCCCUUACACGGUGUGCCCGGUCGGCUGGGGCGUCCGCAAGAAAGGAACCGAGACAGAAGACGUCAGGUGCAAGCCGUGCCCUCGUGGUACUUUUUCUGAUGUGCCUUCUAGUGUGAUGAAGUGCAAACCCUACACUGACUGCUUUGGGAAAAACAUGGUGGUCAUCAAGCCAGGGACGAAGGAGAGCGACAAUGUGUGUGGUUCUCCGGCGUCCCUUCCGAACACGGCUUUGACUUCAUCGAGCACUGAAGCGGGUGAGCAGCCCUAUGAAGUUCCACCAACCACUGAUCUUCCCAAAGGUCUGAACUCUUCAGUUCCCGAUUUUGUUCCCUCUCCAGCGCCGCGCGCGUCCAGCAGCAUGGUGGAGCGGGCACGGUACUACAACGAAACCUCAGCCAACGAGACGGACGGCGUCGGCAGGACCCUCGUGGGCUCUGGCACCACCAGCCAGGCCCAGAGCUACCGGCACAAGCAGACCAGCCAAGCGCUGGAGAAGCAGCCAUCCCUGGAGAUGAUGGGGGGCGAGAAGCCCAGCGUUCCUUACAGGCCUCCCCGACGAGGCUCGCAGAACGUCCACCAGCACUUCGACAUUAACGAGCAUUUGCCGUGGAUGAUCGUCCUGUUCCUGCUGCUGGUCCUGGUGGUGAUCGUGGUCUGCAGUGUCAGAAAGAGCUCACGGACUCUGAAGAAGGGACCCCGGCAAGAUCCCAGUGCCAUCAUGGAAAAAGCUAUUAUGAAAAAGUCCACCACCCCCACACAGAACAGGGAGAAGUGGAUCUAUUACUGCAACGGGCACGGCAUCGACAUCCUCAAGCUGGUGGCGGCGCAGGUGGGGAGCCAGUGGAAGGACAUCUACCAGUUCCUGUGCAACGCCAGCGAGCGGGAGGUGGCGGCUUUCUCCAACGGCUACGCGGCCGACCACGAGCGCGCCUACGCCGCCCUGCAGCACUGGACCAUCCGCGGGCCCGAGGCCAGCCUGGCCCAGCUCAUCAGCGCGCUCCGCCAGCACCGCCGCAACGACGUGGUGGAGAAGAUCCGCGGCCUCAUGGAGGACACCGCGCCGGUGCAGAUGCAGCCCCAGUGGCAGCCGCAGGAGCCCAGCAACGAGGAUGUAAAGCUGGAAGGUGACAAGCUGGCGCUGCCGGUGAGCCCCAGCCCAGUGAGCCCCGUGCCCACGCCCAGCCCCAAGCCCCCAGAGGCAGCCGUGCUCACCGUGGAGCCCUCUCCUUCAGAGAAGAAAUGUUUCUUUGUCGACGAAGCCGAGCCUCUCCUGCGCUGCGACUCCACCUCCAGCGGCUCCUCUGCGCUCAGCCGGACAGGCUCUUUUAUAACCAAAGAAAAGAAGGACACCGUCCUGCGCCAGGUGCGCUUGGACCCGUGCGACCUGCAGCCCAUCUUUGAUGACAUGCUGCACAUCCUCAACCCUGAGGAGCUCCAUGUGAUCGAGGAGAUCCCGCAGGCCGAAGACAAGCUGGACAGGCUAUUUGAGAUUGCUGGAGUCAAGAGCCAGGAAGCCAGCCAGACCCUCCUGGACUCUGUCUAUAGCCACCUUCCCGAUUUACUGUAGGCACUGGGUCACCGCACGCUCUCUGAAUAUCUGCUAGAGCUAGCUUGGCACUUGUUAAGAUGACCAACAAUACGCAGGCGGGAUUUGUUGUAGAGUAUACGGCCAGUAUUUUCAUUGAGGUGUCCUUGGUUUUUGGAGGGGGUGCAGUUUGCCAACGUUGCACCCCUCCACUGUAACUCUAUCGCUCAGUCCAAGUCUUUGCACCCUCUGCCCCCUCCCCGAGCCUCUCUUCUCUCUGUUCUCAUUCCAAUCAGAUCAGCCAGUGCACUUUAAAAAAACAGAGAAAACAAAAAAAUUCAAAACCGCAGUUAAUGAACUAAAAGACCACAAAUCUGGUGUAAUCUAACACAUCAAAUUGGGGAUUGCUCUGUAACCCCCUUCUGCUGUCAAAGCUGUUGCUCGGAGUGACCAUCUCCCACCAGCUCCCUUUGCCUCGGGGCGGUAAAUGGCAAAAUCGCGCAAAAAUCCCACCCCAAUUGUUGCUGGUUGCU
Cinclus cinclus is the source of this 2468-nucleotide messenger RNA. RefSeq names its product TNF receptor superfamily member 21 (gene TNFRSF21). The transcript is spliced from 7 exons. Gene Ontology annotation, molecular function: protein binding. Gene Ontology annotation, biological process: neuron apoptotic process; negative regulation of B cell proliferation; adaptive immune response. Lineage: Eukaryota; Metazoa; Chordata; Aves; Passeriformes; Cinclidae. Bases 1 to 1977 code for a protein of 658 amino acids. The record is from RefSeq and is a predicted model, not a curated record.